GAACAUGAGCAACGUUUCACAGGCUGAGAUUGAUAGUAUGCCACCCUGGUCUACUCCUGCGAUUAAUGUUGACUUUAGCUUAAAGCAGUUUCCUAAGGAAUCCACGCCAGACUAUGUCUAUAGACAGCACUUUGCAGAAAUUCAACACAAUGACAGGAAUUUAAUUCCCAUUUACACUGAUGGUUCUAAAUCGGAUGAUUAUGUUGGCUCAGCCUUUGUCUGCCAGGAUGAAAUCGUGGCAGAGCAAAUUACAUCGAAUUCAUCUAUUUUUACUGCAGAGCUGCAUGCUAUCCACUUAGCCUUAAACUAUGUAAUCAGAAAAGGUCAUCGUCGAUGCGUGAUUUACACUGACUCAGUUAGUGCACUCCAGGCUUUGAUCUCGUGUGAACCUAGUUCUCACUCUAUAGUGAUUAAAAUUCGCAAAUUGUUUUGCCAUCUUCUCGUAAGGAAUUUCUCUAUAAAAUUUUGUUGGGUCCCAGGCCAUGUUGGUAUAAGAAGAAAUGAAGAAGCAGAUGCAGCUGCAAAAUCAGCUAGUCCUUCACAGCAUACAAUGCGUAUUGAAGGAGGUGAUUUCAAGCUAGUUAUUAAAAAACGACUAGCAGAGAGAUGGCAAAAUGUGUGGAACGCACAAGUCCACAAUAAACUGAAUGAGAUCAGACCUACGAUAGAAAAUUGGACACCCAAGAAAUUUUAUAACAGGAGAUCUGAAGUUAUUAUUACUCGUUUGAGAAUUGGACAUACUCGGUUGACUCAUCAAUACCUUUUGAAGGGUGACGAGCAGCCAGUAUGCCAGUAUUGCAACUGUCCUCUUACUGUAAAACACAUACUGCUCGAUUGCUCUGUUUUUGAGACCAGGCGUAGGCAGCAUUUUGGAAAUGCAAAUUUUAAACAGAUUCUGGGUCAGAGGCCCAAUUUUUAUGAUAUAUUAGACUUUUUAAAAGUCAAUAAUUUGUGUAAAGAAAUUUAAUUAUUUAUUUAUUUAUUU
This is a messenger RNA of Centruroides sculpturatus (bark scorpion), 985 nucleotides long. RefSeq lists its product as uncharacterized. The transcript has a single exon. Gene Ontology annotation, biological process: DNA replication, removal of RNA primer. NCBI's taxonomy places the organism in Eukaryota, Metazoa, Arthropoda, Arachnida, Scorpiones, Buthidae. The record is from RefSeq and is a predicted model, not a curated record. The coding region runs from base 5 to 967 and encodes 320 amino acids. Gene Ontology annotation, molecular function: nucleic acid binding; RNA-DNA hybrid ribonuclease activity.